Messenger RNA from Penicillium bovifimosum, 1518 nucleotides. RefSeq lists its product as uncharacterized. The record is from RefSeq and is a predicted model, not a curated record. The transcript has 2 exons. NCBI's taxonomy places the organism in Eukaryota, Fungi, Ascomycota, Eurotiomycetes, Eurotiales, Aspergillaceae. The coding region runs from base 1 to 1518 and encodes 505 amino acids.
AUGAACCCAGGCCACCAAACUGAGCCUCUUGCUCGAAAGCUCGAUGAAGAACAUAUUGAACACCCGCCAAUCACAAUUAUUUCGGUGAGCGGUGACCUAAUUCUUGAGUACAUUGCUCCUGGUACAUCUUCAUUGUCAAACAGCAAGCGCAAAUGGCAGGUGGCAAGCAAGUGCCUUACCUCCAACAGUCCUUACUUCCAAGCCUUGUUGGAUCCCACUAAGUUCUCCGAAGGGAGGCAAUUCAGCGCUCAGAAGCAAGCAUGGAAUGAAUCCCAGACGGCAGACUUGGCUUCACAGCAUGCCCUACCAACGGUCAAGCUUCCCGAGAUCCGGUCCACAAGCCUCUGUGGAGAAGAUGCCAUCGAGUUGUUCCUGAAAAUAUUAUGUUUUGAGUCUUUGGAUGAGACAGAAAGAACUGUUUUUGAGAAUGAGCUCAGGGUCCAGUCUACAUCACUUGUUGCCAGAAUGAUCGACCUGGCGGACUCCUUCAGUUCCACCAGCAUUAUCCGGAAAGUUCUGCAGAGAGUCGGAUAUAUGUAUGGCAAGACGAAGGUUGCGCUUCUGUCCAGGGUCACGCCUGCAUUAUUGGGAUUGAAGGAAGAUCGGACCCGGCAGAUCAUCUUUAUAGCCGCCUUCCUCGAUGACUCAAGACUCAGGAGAAUCAUGACCCAUGUCUUGCUGGUUGCAGGCUCCAGAUUAUGGGCCAAUGGGUUGGAAGACCCCGAAGAAGAGAAUUUGCGCUGGAAACAUCUACCGGAUGGUUUAGAAGAGGAAAUCUAUUAUCGACGCCAAUGCGUUUUGAACACGAUCACCGACCUACAGGCCCAUUUCCUCCGAGUUUACGGAGGCCUGGAAGACCCCGACAACGCCAGAUCUGCCGCAAACAACCGAACUUUGGGCGCGGCUUUUACCGCAUCUGCACACACGCUCCUUCAAUCCCGCCGAUUCCAAUGUCGAGGUGGCUUCAAUAAUGCCAGUCAAUGCGACCUCUUCCAAUUGGGUCAGAUGAUCCGAUUCUUCUCGAUGCGCGCCAAAACCAUCUUCUUAGGAUCGACUUUGAUAGACCCCGAUUUUGACUUGAAUCCAGAAGGCGAUCACACAGUUGGCGAAGCCAGGAACGACCAGCCUUCAGGUCCACCAACUGAUAUUGCCGCCAUCAUCGCUUCCAUGAAACAAUUCCCCGAUUAUCCAAUCGACGAAGCUCACACCGGCUGCGGUGUGAGACGCAGAAUCAUGCCUGCAUUGGAAUGCGUCGAGAAAUUCAUCUGGGAUGACCGCGGCCUACUUGGGAUAGCCCCAGAUUACAAAGACCCCACCCGACCCUCCAAAUGGACGGCCUGGGCAGAUCACCCGCGCAAGAAACACAUGGUUGAUAUUUCCUUUGCGAGAGUCACGGCUGUGUAUUAUCCUUCGGCACCGACGAAAAACCGAGUCACCCGUUCUACAUCACAUGACGAACUUGGACGGCUGUUGUUCACUGCUGCUCGGAGGGAUUGGAGUGCGGCAGGCUCAGGCUGA